Messenger RNA from Mugil cephalus (flathead mullet), 2358 nucleotides. Its product is annotated as leucine-rich repeat neuronal protein 4. The transcript is spliced from 2 exons. The coding region runs from base 153 to 884 and encodes 243 amino acids. The record is from RefSeq and is a predicted model, not a curated record. Gene Ontology annotation, molecular function: protein binding. Lineage: Eukaryota; Metazoa; Chordata; Actinopteri; Mugiliformes; Mugilidae.
GGGAGGGCAGAAAGAAGGAGGUGAUUGUUGAGCAGGAGGGAAACAUAUAAAGCGAAAGAAAGCAAGAGAGGCAACAAGUGGAGGAAAGACGACGAGAAAGGAGCUUACACACGCUUUGGUAAAGACUACAAACUUUGGAGAGCAACAGCAGGAUGACUGCCUUCGGGGACCUCCUUUUUCCCUUUGUGAUCUCGUGCCUGCUUUUCAUCAGGGGUUACUAUCCCCUGCCUGCGGGAUUAGAAGACACAGGGAUGGAAACCAUGAGACCUCUGCAACCUGAUGGUGUUUCUACUAAGGCCCUUGAGUUUCCCUUAGCGAAUGACUAUGACUAUGAAGAUCAUACCACUAGUGCACCCAUCGGAUUGUCUACUCCAAGAGGGACAUUUAGGAAGUGUGACUACAAUCCCUGCCUGGAGAAUCAGAUCCCCUGUACUGAGCAAGCAGCCUCCACCGGCUGCUUGUGUCCAGGGUUCACAUUACACAACACAAUUCCAGAGAAGCCCAUACUAAGAUCAGUGUCUUGGAACGGGUCAGAAGUUAUUGUCAGCUGGUGUGCGCCUAGUUCACAUGUCACUGCUUAUGUAGUGACAGUAGGAGGGCAAGAGAGGCAGAAGUUUGGGGGGGACAAAAGGAGCGGAGCAGCGGGUAAAGUAGACGACCUAGAAGAAGUCUGCGUGGUUGCCAUGAACGAUGCUGGAGAAAGCGGCGGGUCGUGUAGGAUGUACGAGCCGAGGAGCCGCAGCUGGCCUCUGACAGCGGGCCUCAUCGGAGGAGCCCUGGGACUCCUGGUGCUCGUCUUGCUGGCCGUCCUGCUGUGGAGGCACAAGAGGCAGAGAAAACUGGAGGGCAUCAUCUCCACGGACAACACAAUUGAGGCACGGUGAACAGAAAAUCCCGCAAGACUGGACACAGACUGGAGUAAGACUCAGGUCCAACUGGCUUUUUUUUCUUUGUUUCUUUUUUUCAAACAGGAAGAAACAUAAAUAUCUCUAACUGGUAAUGCUCAUUACAUGGUUCCUGGCUCAUUUACAAAAAUUUCUUAGUGUGCUCAAGUUCACGCAUUCACAAACUACUCAUGGCGGCUCUCAGUCCCACUCAUUACGGCUCGUUACAUUUAGAGAAUUAAAGCUGCUCUGUUAUUUAAUAGGAGAGUGUAAAGUAAAGUAAGAAACUGUUUUUUUGUUAUUUAGAAGUUUAACAGAACAAUGUUUAACACAGAUGAAAAAUUGGCUCCAAACAAACAAACUAAAAAAAUGUAUGUAUAAAAAAAAGCUGUAUAUUUUCUCUCCAUGAGAGCUCCUUGUUGUUAUGUUAUGUUAUGUUAUGUUAUGUUAUGUUAUGUUAUGUUAUGUUAUGUUAUGUUAUGUUAUGUUAUGCUAUGCUAUGUUAUGUUAUGAUAUGUUAUGUUAUGUCAUGUUAUGUCAUGUUAUGUCAUGUUAUGUUAUGUUAUGUUAUGUUAUGCUAUGUUAUGUUAUGUUAUGUACAUAUAUAUAUACAUACAUAUAUAUAUAUAUAUAUAUUUUGCUGGAGUGUGAAUAUAUUAAUCGUGGCAUUGGGAUUAAAACUGAAUGAUGUGCUGUAUUUAUAAUCACUCGGUUUGUUGUUUAAGGUUAAAACUCUUAAGUCUCCCUAAGUCACUCUAAGUUUGCUGAAAACACUACUGAGAAAAACUACGGCCUCGGUAGGCUAUGUCACUCUGUAACAUUUUCUGGGCGGUUGUGUUUUUCCAUCUGUCUUUUUGUCGGAAGUCGUGUCAGUGGGUGUUCAGUGCUGUUUUUCCAGCUGUCAUACAAUAGCCUCCUCAGUGGAUAUGGAUUUUGUGAUGCUAUGAGCUGAGACUUCCAGUAGUGCAGCGCUGGGCUGCCGAGAAGCUUCAGGCUUUUUUUCUUCUUCUUCUUCUCUCUUUUUUUUCUGUAUUUUAAUCUUCCCAGUUUAUCUCAUGUUCAAGCCUCCAUAUGCGUGUCUCACGGCUACGUUAUAAUUCCCUUUUGCUCUGGCUGUUGAGUUGUUCCACUGCUCCCAGCGCAUUUUUUCAUUGCACUGCUCACAUCUUACAGUGCUGCAUGGAAGUCCUCCUUGAGACACUUGAAGACUGGGAAAUAUUUAGAUUAGGCGACCAGUACGAGAUGACACACUGUAUGUAGAUAGCAGCCUCUUUUAAACAGACCAAGAUGUAAUGUGCUUUAACAAAAUGUAGAAUAAAACAAAACUCGGUGUGAGUGAUGCUGCAGUCAUUCUAUUUAUGCAAAGGCAGCAGAACAGAAAAACAUGUACUCACAAGAGCAGAGAUACAUCUCAGGUUAUGUCUACUGAGUUGCCUUUUUUUUAUAUUUUGAAUAAACUAUUUUUCACAAACUC